This is a messenger RNA of Tribolium castaneum (red flour beetle), 1419 nucleotides long. RefSeq lists its product as uncharacterized. Gene Ontology annotation, cellular component: cytoplasm; nucleus. Bases 159 to 1343 code for a protein of 394 amino acids. Gene Ontology annotation, molecular function: RNA binding; pseudouridine synthase activity. The transcript is spliced from 8 exons. The record is from RefSeq and is a predicted model, not a curated record. NCBI's taxonomy places the organism in Eukaryota, Metazoa, Arthropoda, Insecta, Coleoptera, Tenebrionidae. Gene Ontology annotation, biological process: mRNA pseudouridine synthesis; tRNA pseudouridine synthesis.
UUGAAAUCAACUUUAUAGCAGAUUAUUUUGAUGAAUUUUUCCAAGUUUGUUAGGAAUUCGCGUAAACGCAAAUUCUCGUAAGUGGAAUAACCAUACAUAAACAUAACCAAGAGAAAUCACCAAUUCUAAUUCAAAAAUUGUAAAAAUUAGAAAAUUAGAUGGAUAACUUAGAAGACCGCACCAAGGAGGAAUUAAUUGCAGAGAUAAGGGCCUUGAAGGCCCACAACAAGCAGUUGCAAAAUAUCAUCCUGAAAGGCACCGCUACUAAACCUGCUAAUCAACCAAAAUGCCAGAAACCGUUCGAUUUCCAAAAUUGCAAAUUUCGCCACGUUUUGUUGAAAUUCUUGUAUUUGGGUUGGGAUUACCAAGGGUAUGUCACUCAGGAAGACACCGUGAAUACCAUAGAACACCAUGUGUUCAACGCCCUCAUAAAAACGUGUUUAAUUGAAAACCGUUCCAGUGCCAAUUAUCACCGUUGUGGACGCACUGAUAAGGGUGUCAGUUCUUUUUCACAGGUCAUAUCUUUAGAUUUACGGUCAAAUGGUGAUGAUUUUGAAAGCGAAAUCAAUUAUUGUAAAAUUCUAAAUCGAGUUUUGCCUGAAAACAUCCAGUUUGUAGCCUGGUGUCCUGUCGAAAGCGCAUUUAGUGCACGCUUUGAUUGUAAAAAUCGCACUUACAAAUACUUUUUUCCCAAGUCGAAUUUGGAUAUUGACGCAAUGAAAAUUGCGGCUAAUUAUUUAGUAGGAACGCAUGAUUUUAGGAAUUUUUGUAAGAUGGAUGUCAAUAACGGCGUUGUUGAAUUCAAGAGAAAUAUUCUAUCAGUUGAUAUUAGUUUAUUUCAGGAAGAUGAAAGAUACUCGAUUCAGGUUUUGACCAUCAAAGGGAACGCUUUUUUGUGGCAUCAAAUUCGUUGUAUUGUUGGGAUUUUGAUUUUAGUAGGUCAGGGUAAAGAAAAACCGGAAGUCGUUUUGGACCUUCUAGACAUUACAAGAAAUCCGAGAAAACCAGACUAUCACAUGGCCAGCGAAAUUCCUCUUAACUUGUAUGACUGUCAUUAUGAUAACGUGAAUUGGAUUUAUGACAAAGAGGCAUUAAAUAUUGUAAAAGCGAAGCUAUAUAAAUUUUGGAUGUUCUCGUCCAUUAAGACAGCAAUGAUGAAAAGCAUGUUAGUAGACUUAGAGAAAGAAGCUAGUGAGCUGGACCACGAUUCUAUAGAUUUUUUAAUUCAAGGUGUAAAACGUAAGAACUAUGUUCCAGUAAUGAAGCGACAAUUAUGUGAGAGUCUGGAGGAUAAAAUCCAACAUUCCCUAAAACGACGCAAACGAAAAGCAAACCCAAGCUAAUUUUACAAGAAUAUAUUUAUAAAUACAUACACAAGCUCUUAUUGUGAUUUUAUAACUAAUAAACAAAUUAACGCAG